Molecule: messenger RNA, 786 nt
Organism: Acanthamoeba castellanii str. Neff
Lineage: Eukaryota; Discosea; Longamoebia; Acanthamoebidae
Exons: 1
Coding region: 1-786 (261 amino acids)
Source: RefSeq, a predicted model, not a curated record
AUGAAGAUCCCAGGAUUGAAGCUGUCGAAGGGCGAAAGCUACACGGACUCGUGGGGAAGCGAGGAUGAGAUCGAGCAGCCUCACCACCACCAGCACCCGAGCCUGGAGGGCAACGGCCAGCACCACCUGAGCCCGAGGAGCAGCAACAACGACCACCUCCCGCCGCAGUCGACGGUCCAGAGCUAUGGCAACAUCAAGAUGAAAUCGAAGAAUCUGAUGUGCCAUCUCAUCUCGCCUCGCUCCUACUCCAAGUUCCAGAAGGAGGAAGAGGAGCGAGAACGGCGCCAGAGGGUCGCCGCCUCGGGCACGCGAUGGGACCAAGAUGACGAGGAUUUCCACAGCCGGGCUCGCGUAGCGCCGGUUCAUCCCAACGACGCGACAACGCUCGACCAGGUCUGGCUUGGAUUCGAAGAGCAGACCGCCCCCUCGGAGGCCUACGUCGAACGGCGCAAGUACCAGCAGGCCGCCGCCAUCGACUACUACAUGAAGAACGGCCAGCAGAUCGGAGGCGAGGUCGAGACCCCCGAGGAGCUGGCCCGCAUGGCGGGACCCAAGGUCAUCCGAACGGCGGCCAACGGAGAUGCCGAGGCCAUCGGCGACGAGAACGAGCAGUGCCUCGAGUGGGUGCGAUACGAGCAGCGCCGGGGCGAGACGCGCUCGCGGUCCCUCAGCACGGGCAACAAGUACGACACCAACAGCAAGUACAUCGCCAAGCCCAUCAAGCACAAGAGCAGCAACAAGCACCACAAGAAGGGCGACGAGAGGCCGAUGCUCAGGUACUACUGA